Branchiostoma floridae (Florida lancelet) is the source of this 2886-nucleotide messenger RNA. Its product is annotated as tripartite motif-containing protein 3-like. The record is from RefSeq and is a predicted model, not a curated record. Lineage: Eukaryota; Metazoa; Chordata; Leptocardii; Amphioxiformes; Branchiostomatidae. Gene Ontology annotation, biological process: protein polyubiquitination; proteasome-mediated ubiquitin-dependent protein catabolic process; negative regulation of translation. Bases 442 to 2451 code for a protein of 669 amino acids. The transcript has 4 exons. Gene Ontology annotation, molecular function: zinc ion binding; translation repressor activity; ubiquitin protein ligase activity.
GCAAUACACGUGGGCAAAUAUAUGUUUUACGUAGUUACUGAAAUGGCGUAGUGCAUUGAAAUUAUAUCCAAACGAUCCUUAUCAUACCAUCUGGGAACAUAUCAUUUUCACAGCAUUUUUGAUCUUGACAACCCUCACUGCGACGAAAUGUUAUUAAGACUAUAUCAUCUCGCCAUGUGGUUCACUCAGCCAAUAAACGACAUGAGGAUCAAUAGUAACGUGAUGAAUCCUACGCAGGUGGCGUCAGUAUUAAAUAUUUAAUGAUGUAGCCGCGGUUAUGAUAUAGGGAUGAUAUAUGUAUGCAGUUGCAAUGCUUUUGUAGGCUCAGACGUUGGAUAAUUCUACUUCUUUGGAACACCAUUUGAAGAGGGUAACUUCAAUGUGGAUUUGAAGUUGGAUCAGUAACUCUAGAAAAACAGAUCAUCAACUGCACCAACAAAUAUGGCGAGUGGUCCAUCAGAAACCAUACUAGAGGAUUUUCUCUCUUGUGGAAUUUGUUUAGAACCAUACAAGAAGCCAAAGAUCCUUCCCUGUGCUCACACCUUUUGCGAAAGGUGCCUAAAAGCCCACACGAAACUCAAGAGGAAGUUCUCCUGUCCUCACUGCCGGCGACAGGUUAUUCUACCACCGGAAGGAGUGAAAGGGCUCGGCGAUAACUUCUGGAUCGGAAGCUUCCGCGAUAUCCUGGAAGCGCAGAGGCAGUCGCUGGGAAUUGUGGGAGCCGGAAGGAAGCUGUGUCAAGAACACGAAGGGGAACAACUGAAGUACUUCUGCAAACGCUGUGACGUCACCAUAUGCUCAGAUUGCAUCAUCUUCAACCACAAUCAGCAUGACGUCACCAAAAUUGGACAGGUAAUACAACAAAAGCGCGAAGAGAUGGAAAGUCAGAUCGAAGAGGAGAAACGGAAUCUUCGGAAAUUCGUGUCGAAACUUGACACCCUGGACAUGGCGGAGAAGGAGAUCCAUGAGAGAAAACAUGACGUCGACGUCCAAAUCCGCCUCUGUGCUCAGAGGAUCUUGGACGAGAUUGAGAAAGAGCGUGACGCUUUGUUGGGAGAAGUUUCUGACGCAGCAAAGAAGAGAAUAGAGGUGAUAUCUGAACGUAGGAAAGUCGUGCAGCAAGACUUAGCCGAACGGAUGGCGAUCAUCGAACGAGUCAACAAAGCAUCUGCAGCAGAGGAUCUCGUUGAGAUGAUGUCAAUAAAAGAUACACUCAAGCAAACAGGCAGAACGGCAAUCGAUGACUUUGAAAAUGACCUGACCAUUCCAACCUUGAACGUCGUUUUCCGUGCGAUGCAAGUCCCACUGGCCAACUUUAAACUGGGAUUCAUUGAAGAGACGGCAAUUGAUGCAGACAAAGGCAAGAAAAAUGGCGGCUCCCCACACGACAAUGAGAGCUUCUUCACACUGGAGGCUGUUGCUGUUCCAAACAGCCCGAUCAACACACAAACUGACAACAAAACGUCACAACCUGAUCAGACAGUUUCCGAAGAGGUUACUCGGCAAUCAUCGGGCGCCACCGGAGGCGAUACGGAAAGUGACGAACUAUUCCACGAGGUGGAGAGUCUGCUCCUCGAGCCCGUGCCGACAUCAAUGUCCGUACCGACACGGUUGCCAGUUCGUCCCAAAAAUCCUUUCGGUGAGAGGGGAACAGGAGAUGGAGAGUUCUGCUCUCCGGAAAGGAUCGCCGUCUCGGAAGACGGAGACGUGUUCGUUCUGGACUGCGGGCUGCAGAGGGCGACCAUCCAGGUGUUCGACUUGAACGGAGUGUUUCAGCAGAGGAUCUUUUUUGAGGAUGUGAACGUCAGGGCGAUGACCUUCCGGGAGUAUGAGAACCACAUCAUCGUCUUAGGCAGCUCCCCGAAAGAGUCGUGCAUGGUUCUACAAGAGUACAGCAAAUAUGGGUACCUUCAUCGGAGCAUGCGCCUUGGGAUCCCCUUCUUACGUAAGGCUGACAUCACAGAGUGCCCGGAUGGAAACAUCGCCAUUGUGGACGAGAAUUCUGGAAAUGUGUACAUUCUAGAUCCACAGGGAAAACGCGUGGCGACCUUUUCAGCAGACGACAACCCCGGCAGGUCUACGUCAUGCUCCAUAGCAACGGAUCCGACCAAUGGGAACAUCGUGGUGACCUUGGCCACCAAGGAAAGCGUCAAGGUGUUUGAUUCUUGUGGACGGUUUGACUUCGAGUUCGGUUCAUUCGGUAACGGUGACGGCCAGCUGUACCACCCCACGGGAGUCUGCACGGACAACAUGGGGAACAUCAUUGUGGCGGACUCGGGCAACCACAAGAUACAGAUGUUCGACUCGUCCGGAAGAUUCCUCAGGGUCAUAGCGUCAGACAGGGAGAAGUUGCAGUGGCCGCGGGCGAUAGACCUGACCAGUGAUGAUAGGGUAGUGGUGGCAGACACUGGAGCAUGCUGUGUGUUUCUGUUCCCAAUGUACUUCAGAUGACUUUUUCUGCUUAUCAAGUGCCAUGCUUAGAUUUUACCUAGUAGGGGUAUCCAACUGUCGGUAGGGUCCGAGUUUUGAGAUGUAUAGGUGCAUACAUAUGAUAAGUAUAACUAGUUCUAGACUAAACCACAGUGCGGAACACUAUCGUUAAUUAAAUGAAAUAUAUGUCUGCAUAGCUUCAAUCACAGUUGGCUGCCUGAAACAAGAUAUUUAAGCUUGCUUUGAUGGGUUCACGGUAGAAUGUACGGCCCAUAGAUAUGCUCCACCAGUUACACCCUGCUAGCAGAUACUGGUAUCACGUGAUCUCUCCUUUGGUGAUUAGGCUGUGCCUUAUUUCGGUGUUUUGGUUCCUUUCGGAAUGUUAGGUUGCAUGAGCGCUAUGUUUUAUAUAUUGAUAUAGUAUGAAUAUGGGUAGUAGACACUCAAAACAUGAAA